UGACCUCGCCUAGGGAGAGAAAGCCCGACCCGGGUCUCCUGCGCUCACCCGCGGCGUCUCUCCGCAGCUCUCGGUUCCCCCGGCGGAGCGUGGCGGCCAUGCGGCUCCCGUCGGUAGCCGGGCCCCGGCCGGGCGGUCCCCGCCGCCUGCCUUCGCUGCUGCUGCUGCCGCUGCUGGGUAGCUGCCUGGGGCUCGUCGGGGCGGCUCGCAGGCCCAACGUGCUGCUGCUGCUCACCGACGACCAGGACUCGGAGCUCGGCGGCAUGACACCACUGAAGAAAACCAAGGCCCUCAUUGGAGAGAAGGGGAUGACUUUCUCCAGCGCUUACGUGCCCAGUGCCCUCUGCUGCCCCAGCAGAGCCAGCAUCCUGACUGGAAAGUACCCCCACAACCAUCAUGUCGUUAACAACACUUUGGAGGGGAACUGCAGUAGCAAGUCCUGGCAGAAGAUCCAGGAGCCAUUCACCUUCCCAGCGAUCCUCAAGUCGGUGUGCGGCUAUCAAACCUUUUUUGCUGGGAAGUAUUUAAAUGAGUAUGGAGCCCCAGACGCAGGCGGACUGGAGCACAUUCCUCUGGGCUGGAGUUAUUGGUAUGCCUUGGAAAAGAAUUCUAAAUACUAUAACUACACCCUCUCUAUCAACGGGAAGGCCCGGAAACACGGUGAGAACUACAGCGUGGACUACCUGACAGAUGUUCUGGCCAAUCUCUCCCUGGAGUUCCUGGACUACAAGUCCAACUCUGAGCCAUUCUUCAUGAUGAUCUCCACUCCAGCGCCCCACUCGCCGUGGACGGCCGCACCCCAGUACCAGAAGGCUUUCCAGAAUGUCCUCGCACCAAGAAGCAAGAACUUCAACAUCCAUGGGACGAACAAGCACUGGCUAAUUAGACAAGCCAAGACUCCCAUGACGAACUCGUCAGUACAGUUCUUAGAUGACGCCUUCAGGAGGAGGUGGCAGACCCUGCUCUCAGUUGACGACCUUGUGGAGAAACUGGUGAAGAGACUGGACUCAACCGGCGAGCUGGACAACACGUACAUCUUCUACACCUCAGACAACGGCUACCAUACAGGGCAGUUCUCUUUGCCAAUAGACAAACGGCAACUGUAUGAGUUUGAUAUCAAAGUUCCACUGCUGGUCCGAGGGCCUGGGAUCAAACCAAACCAGACAAGCAAGAUGCUGGUCUCCAAUAUCGACUUGGGUCCCACCAUCCUGGACCUCGCUGGCUAUGACCUGAACAAGACACAGAUGGAUGGCAUGUCCCUACUGCCCAUUCUGAAAGGAGACAGAAACUUAACCUGGAGGUCAGACGUCCUGGUGGAAUAUCAAGGAGAAGGCCGUAACGUCACCGACCCGACCUGCCCUUCUUUGAGUCCUGGAGUGUCUCAAUGUUUCCCUGACUGUGUGUGUGAGGACGCGUACAACAAUACAUACGCCUGCGUGCGGACGCUGUCAUCAGUGUGGAACCUCCAGUACUGCGAGUUCGACGACCAGGAGGUAUUUGUCGAAGUCUACAAUAUAACUGCAGAUCCAGACCAGAUCACCAACAUUGCUAAGAGUAUAGACCCUGAGCUUCUGGGGAAGAUGAACUACCGGCUGAUGAUGCUCCAGUCCUGUUCCGGGCCGACCUGUCGCACUCCAGGGGUCUUUGAUCCUGGAUACAGGUUUGACCUGCGUCUCAUGUUCAGCAAUCACGGCAGUGUCAGAAUGAGAAGGUUCUCGAAGCAUCCUCUGUAGCAGCCAUGGCCAGUCUGCAGUUGGAUCCUUGCCCAUCCGUUUCUGAUGACGUGGGAGCCAUGCCUCGGGGACCUCCGGCCUUGCUGUUUCAAGUCUUGUUUGAAAAAUAACCCAGUCAGCUGACUUCCAGUACUGUGAAUCUGCCCCCGUCAGAAGCGGCUGACCCUGUCUCUCCUCUGAUGACAACCACCACUCCUGAGGUCUUUGUCCUCUCCUUGUCCCUUCAUCUUGGCUGGGCACAAUGUAUGCGUCCCCACAUGGUCAAGUCUGAAUCUGUAAAACUCUUCUGAUAAAUGGCAAUACUUUAGGGCAGAAAGAUAAAGCCUUUUGGUACAUAGCUAGCCCCCAAAUCAAAAACGCUGUAUCUCAUGUCACACUGAGCCCCUCACCAUCAGAAACAUACACAGCCUUGACACGAGCUGUUGUCUGUGGACAUGGAGAGAAAGGAUGUUCAUGACAUCCAUUGUGGGGUAGUAAACGUGCGACUUGUCACCCAGGCCCUGCCCUAAGAAGCCCUCAGCUUUUCAGUGGCUCCAGCCACUGAGAGAGCCCAGAAGCACCAUGGAGAAGGAGCCACCAGGGGGAGGGCUAGAUAGACCACAUGAGCAAGCGGAUUGGGCUCUUGGGUCAGUCAGUGGGCUGAAGGGCCGCACUGAAGUGCCUGUCUGGAGGGUUCUCAAGUGUCAGUGCCACACGCAUCAUCCUGCCUGGCUGCAAUUAACUGACAUUGUCAUUGAAAAUCUUAGGGUCUCCUGGUAGAGGGAAGGACCAGCUGCUUCCCCCUCACUCCCCUGCUCUCAGAGAAGCUCCAGUCUCCGGUCCUGAAUAACCAGGGCUCCUUGAGCCCCAGAACGACAUUCUGUCCCUUAAAGUCCAGUUCCGCCCUGACAUGUCCACAGAGGGCCGAGUGCUAGCAGGACAGCACAGAGUGGAGAACCGUGGAUCCAAUCUGUUGUAGACACUGAGUGGGUUUAGCUUUACACAGCCUCUGUCCAGCUUUAAGCCCUUGUGAGACAGAGCAAGAAGUUACUUUCAGAAUUCCAGAAGCCAUGUUGGGGUAACAGCCGUUGAGUUUAUUCCUUUGCCUCAUGUGACCCCAGCGACUUUGGCGAUACUGAGAGGCCAGCAGUCAGUGGAAUGGUCACCUCCGCCGUGGCCACUUUACAGGAAAGUUACAAAAUUGAAUGUGCAUACUGGCUUCACUCACUCCACUUUGCUUCUAAACAUCACCAGUGAAAUAGUGAGAGCUAGCUGACCACAGUUCCCAAAUAAAGACUGUGAUGUCAUAGUCUUCAGUUUUAUGGCUGGCUCCUGAAAGCCGGUGACAUCAGAGCGAUAACAGUCAGCUGCAGUAGGUGUUGCUACCUCGAUGCCCCCAUGCAGGUGACACAGUCGGGUGGUGGGACCUGAGAUCCUCUCUGUACCUCUCAGUUGAGGGCUGUUCCUGCAGACGUUCAUGCAGACCUCAGCUUGUAACCGACUGCAGCAUGCAUGGCCUCCCACCCACAAGGGACGCGCCCCAGGAGGCCAGCCUUGUUCUCUGUACUCAGAGUUUUGACAUCUUUGAAGGCCAGGUUUGUGUGUGCCGCUGCUCUUCAAACGGAAGGACCAUUAAAACCAACAUAGGACGCAGGGACUUCGCCUUAUAAGAUUUCCAGUUUUAAAACUGCCCCUCAGACACAGUUUCAAAGUAGGGUACACCUAUGUCUUUGAGUUCCACAAGUGGUACUGUUGCAAACACCUUUUGAAUCGCCAGUUCCAGGGUUUUUGUAUAAAAAUAGAGUGGCUGUGAGAGUUACUCCUUCAUCUGUGGGAAGUAUUCUCAAACUCAUGAGCAUCUUAUUUUUUCUAAUGAAAGAUGGCAGCCCAGAAUCCUCAAGAAAAAGCAAAGGGGUAUCAGCUGAUCACCGCUGGGACAGUUGGGUGUCCUGGGGUUCUUUAGCUCACCAGCACUUUACGUUCAACGGACUUUGUAAAUCCUUUUCUUAGCGUCACCUGUUGUAGAAGCCCCUCUGCCUUGAGCUGUCAUCGCAGCCGCUCACUUAGAAAGUGCCCUUCAACCGACUCUGUUCACUGCUGCACUUCUCAAUGAAUUAAAACUGACUUCUGUUCUAGUGGGAA
Molecule: messenger RNA, 3854 nt
Organism: Grammomys surdaster
Lineage: Eukaryota; Metazoa; Chordata; Mammalia; Rodentia; Muridae
Gene: Gns
Product: glucosamine (N-acetyl)-6-sulfatase
Exons: 14
Coding region: 99-1733 (544 amino acids)
Biological process (GO): glycosaminoglycan metabolic process
Molecular function (GO): N-acetylglucosamine-6-sulfatase activity; glycosaminoglycan binding
Source: RefSeq, a predicted model, not a curated record